Lathyrus sativus (Indian pea) is the source of this 708-nucleotide messenger RNA. The record is from the annotation of a GenBank genome assembly. NCBI's taxonomy places the organism in Eukaryota, Viridiplantae, Streptophyta, Magnoliopsida, Fabales, Fabaceae.
AUGGAAAAGACAUGUCAUACCAUGGAGGAAUGUCUUCGUCGUGCAAGCUUAAUACAUAUUGUAUUCUCUUGGACUCUUGACGAUCUUCUCAACGAAAAUCUUUUCACAUACCAGGUACCGAAGAUUCCAAAAACUUUCUCUUCAGCAAAUGAUUACAUGAACUCAUUCUUUCCUGCAUUGAUUGAGGAAACACAUAGUGAUCUAUAUUCAAGCUUGUUGAGUGUUCCUCAAGCUUCUUUUUGCGAAAUUAGGACAAUGAAAACAUCGGAGAAAUUCAAUCCUCCGCACGAGUUACUCUAUAAAAUUACAUUGAAGAACAUUGCUGAUGAAGUGUACACCGUAGGAAAAUAUGAACCCGAGGUUGGUGAUCUCGUUGCAUUCACAAAUAUUCGACCUAAAAGUGCUGAUGACUUGAUGAGGAUCAAAAGAUAUUGUCUUAUGGCUUGUAUUUGUGGAUCAAGAGAUGAAUUUACUGAAGAGAUUACUAUACUAUUGUCCAAGGAGAUGCAUAAUAACUUUGAUUUGAGGACGAACAAAGCUCAGAAACUCUAUGUUGUUUAUCUCAUAAACAUGACCACAAAUAUUCGUAUUUGGAAAGCCUUGAACUCGGAGAUGGAAGGAUCCAACAUGAAUAUAAUUAAAAAAGUGUUGCAGCCUUAUUCAACUGUAAGAAUCACCAAUUUAUUUAUCCAUCAUAUGCUUUUUUGA